GCCCGGCAGGGUGGCUCUGCCCUUGGCGCCCGGAGAAGCUGUGCCCGGGGAGGGCGGUAUCUGCGUGGGGGUCCCUGGGUGUCUCCCCAGGGCAAAUGUCGCUAGCUCGUGGGGCUGGCACCGAGCCGGCUCGCCCUGCAGGCAGCGCCGCUUCCCCUGGGAAGCUCCGCGCAGGUGCCAGCUUCCCGGAGAGCCCCCGGCCCGCCUCUCCCAGCUGAGCGCGCGGAGGCCCGCAGCGUCCCCAUGACUUUGCUCAAGGUCCUGCCACAAGUGGGGCCGCGGCGCGAUUUCCCCCGAGACUCCUGGGGCGGGCGCCUGAGGGGGCCCCAAGGGCUCCCGCUGCAGAGAGAAGAUGUCCGACCCACAAGAGCAGCAGCGGCAGUUUGGAAUCAUGUCCGAAAUCCCUGGUGAGGUCAGGGGCCUAGCCAGAACUAGGUGCCCGUUGUGCACAGAGCUCUUCUUGGCCCCCAAAAUCCUGCCCUGCCUACACACGUUUUGCAUGGCCUGUCUUGAGCAGCUGGAACCCUUUUCAGUGCUCGGCUUCCAGGCGGAGGAUUCAGACUCUACCUCAGAUGGGUCGUGGCUCCAGGAUCAUCAUCAACCACUGCUCAGCGUCCUUUGUCCUGUCUGUGACACAGAGGUGGAUUUGCCACCAGGCGGCAUUAAUGACUUGACCACUGACCACCUGGCCAUGAAUGAGGUGUUACUGGAGACCCUGCAGGCGCAAGGCCCAGGAAUGCUGUGUGACCUCUGUGUGGAUGGGGAAGCCGUGAAGCACUGUCCCACCUGCAAAGCCAAUCUCUGCCACUUCUGCUACCAGGCUCACAGGAGACAGAAGAAAACAGCUUCCCAUGCUGUGGUGGAUCUAGAGGACCUGAAGGGCUACAGCCGGACUGAGAAGUCCAUUCUAUGUCCUUCCCACCCUUCAGAAGACCUGACACUGUUCUGUGAGCAGUGUGAGCAGCCUGUGUGCCGGGAUUGUGUGGUGGGCGAGCACCGGCAUCAUCCAUAUGCCUUUACUGCCACUGUCAUCCACAAACACGGAGAUUCCAUGCGGGACCUCCUCAAGAGCACCCAGCUGCACGUGGACACCCUAGAAGGGGCCCUACGCCAUAUUGAAGGAGUCAGCAAUGCCAUCUGCAGUCAUGUGGAGGCAGUGGCUGGGGAGAUCCGCACAUUUGCAGACGGAUACAUAAGGGCUAUUGAAGAACACCGGGACCGGCUGCUGAAGCAGCUGGAAGACUUGAAGGUGCAAAAGGAGACCCUGUUGCACUUACAGAAGGCACAGCUGGAGCAGCUGCUGAUGGACAUGAGGACUGGGGUGGAGUUCACUGAGCGCCUGCUGACCAGUGGCUCAGACUUGGAGAUCCUUAUCACCAAGGGGGUGGUGGCAAACCGGCUGAGAAAGCUGAAUAACGUGGAUUAUAGCAUCCACCCUGGAGUGGAAGAUGGGAUCCAGUUCUCUCCCCAUGAGAAGGCUGGCCAGUGCUGUGGCUAUGAGGUUUUUGGGACCAUUCUCAAUAAGGCAGUUGAUCCAGCCAAAUGUGUCCUGCAAGGGGAAGAUCUCCACAGUGCCCGUCAGAAGCAGCUGGCCAGCUUUACUUUGCUGUGUAAUGAUGCAUCGGGAGAGCAGAUGGGGAAAGGAGGAGAGCCCAUCCGGGUCAUGAUCAUCCACAAAGACAAGAAGGACUGUAUAAUCAAGCCCAGCGUGUGUGAUAAGAGGGAUGGGACUUACCACAUUUCCUACAUCCCUGAGGAGCUGGGCACAUACACUGUCUGCAUCUGUGUCAAAGGGCAGCAUGUACAGGAAUUAUUCCGUCGGUACCCCACCUGCAUGCCCUGUUCUUCCCAGUGGAACUGAGGAACUUGACUCAUCCCUUGCACCAGCUUUUUUCCCAAUUCCCACAGCACCUAGUUAAAAUCAUUCCCCCACCUGCUGGUCUCUCCCAAUAAAGGAUCCUCCUGCAGCCUCCUGGAAAGCACUCCAAUCCUGGCCCUUCCAACUUUGCUGCAGCCUGCUUUGGCCUCUCUCAAAACUCCCAUGAUACCCAAGCUCCCCGCUGAUCUAUUGCACCUCCCCGCUGCUGAUUCCCUGGUCUGCCUCCUGCUGCCCACUCAGCCCUGGCUGAUUCCCUUUCUAAUUAUCUACCCAUUAUCACUGCCAAGUUUUUAAUUGCCUUUUGUGAGGGAUUUUGUCAAAGGGAUUUUGAAAGCCCAAACAAACGAUCAUCAGUUCUCCUUUAUCUGCUAUUUUGGCUUGCUCAAAAAAAUCUAGUAGAUUGCAGAAGCUGGGUUUUCGUUUGUGGAAGUCAUGCUGGUUUUUCCCUUUCACAUUUUGUUCCUCUGGCACAGUGGUUCUCAUAUUUUUUUUUCGCGGACCGCUUGAAAAUUGCUGAGGGUCUCAGCGGACCACUUAAUGAUCUUUCCAAAUGUUGUUUGUACCAUUAGCUAACUAUUGUAAAGC
This is a messenger RNA of Chrysemys picta bellii (western painted turtle), 2464 nucleotides long. It is a transcript of the gene TRIM45, whose product is annotated as tripartite motif containing 45. NCBI's taxonomy places the organism in Eukaryota, Metazoa, Chordata, Testudines, Emydidae. Gene Ontology annotation, molecular function: ubiquitin protein ligase activity; zinc ion binding; protein binding. Gene Ontology annotation, cellular component: nucleoplasm. The record is from RefSeq and is a predicted model, not a curated record.